Messenger RNA from Astyanax mexicanus (Mexican tetra), 1113 nucleotides. RefSeq lists its product as uncharacterized. The transcript has 3 exons. Gene Ontology annotation, biological process: vesicle fusion; SNARE complex assembly; vesicle-mediated transport. Gene Ontology annotation, molecular function: syntaxin binding; SNAP receptor activity. The coding region runs from base 182 to 490 and encodes 102 amino acids. Gene Ontology annotation, cellular component: plasma membrane; SNARE complex. Lineage: Eukaryota; Metazoa; Chordata; Actinopteri; Characiformes; Acestrorhamphidae. The record is from RefSeq and is a predicted model, not a curated record.
CUUCCUGCCUGUUUCAUCAGGCGCAUGUUGAAACCCGCAGAAGCCUCAAAUAGACUCUGUGCUGUGUGCUGUAUUUUUUGUGGCAGUUAUAGAGUUAUAGAGCUAUAAAUUUGGGUAUGAACUAUAAGCUUUUGAUUUAGAGGUAUUUCGAGAAUAUAAAGGACAUCUGGAAAAUACAAACAUGUCGGACAAGAGCACACAACCCCAGACACCAAGCAAGAUAAAUGAAGUACAGGACCAGGUCAAUGAAGUCAAAGUUAUCAUCAAGGAUAACAUUAACAAAGUGCUGGAGAGAGGAGAGAGGUUAGAUGACCUGAUUGGAAAAACAGAUGAUCUGCAGGCAACUGCUGACUCUUUCCAAAGGACAUCGGCGAGGGUUUCCAGAAAGUUCUGGUGGAAAAAUAUGAAGAUGAUGAUUAUAAUCGGAGUGAUAGUGCUUAUCAUUGUCGUGCUGAUCAUUCUUCUGGCAACAGGAGUGAUUCCCUCAUAACAUAAUCACCCUUUCCUGUUUCCUUAUUGAGGAGAAACACAUGAAGCAGACUGCAGCUUAUAUUUAUAUGUUCUUGUUUUUUUUGUUAAUAGGUCUUAAUUUUUUCAAUUGUUUUGUUUCCACAUUUUCAAUUUCACAUGAAAUGAAACGUAAUGCGUGAUGUAAAUAUAACUGAUAUAAAAACGUACUUUCUGUAAAAACAAUUGUAUAUAUACAAAAUUCCACUCCCUUUUAUAGAAUUAUUUACUUUGAGACUAAGCACUGUGAGUUUAUAUCACCUUUAUUUGCAGAUAAAGUAAAUCACAAAUCAAUGUUUCUGUUCUUGAGUUCCAUCAGACACUACAAAAUUGGAGAUUACACUGCUGAAGUUAAUUGUUACCUAUAGAUAGCUUCCUCCAGACCUUUGAAACCUGUAUAGCUGUAACUUGUUAUUAUAGGUGAUUCAUUCCAAGUCACUUCCUAAGAAAAAAAAUGAAAGAAGGAAGUUUUUGAUUGUAUUUUUUUUAUUAUUUCAUUUUGGACUUUGCAUUUUAUACCAUUUAUUUUAUGAAGUAAAUAUAUUGUAAUAGUUAGCUUGUAUAUUCCAAUGUCUCACUCCAAAUGAAAUGAAAUUAAAGCUUGCA